Messenger RNA from Trematomus bernacchii (emerald rockcod), 2666 nucleotides. RefSeq names its product C5a anaphylatoxin chemotactic receptor 1 (gene c5ar1). The record is from RefSeq and is a predicted model, not a curated record. Gene Ontology annotation, cellular component: plasma membrane. The transcript is spliced from 2 exons. Gene Ontology annotation, molecular function: complement receptor activity; G protein-coupled receptor activity. Gene Ontology annotation, biological process: positive regulation of cytosolic calcium ion concentration; inflammatory response; chemotaxis. Bases 90 to 1172 code for a protein of 360 amino acids. NCBI's taxonomy places the organism in Eukaryota, Metazoa, Chordata, Actinopteri, Perciformes, Nototheniidae.
GAUAUAACUCACUCCUAAAAGCGGAACUGCGUCAGAACUUCCUCUGUGCAGUGUGUGUGCAACAGGUCACUGACACGUUCUACCCAGCCAUGGAUUCUUCCUUCAAAUACAAUGAAUUUAUCAGUGAUUUCUCCGAUUAUGAUUUGAACUACACAUCCCUCGGUUCAUAUGAUUUGAACUACACACUGCCCGUGUUCCCUGACUCUCUGACGCCUGAGAUGCAACCGAUCCAGAUCGCGUCUCUGGUUUUCUACGGCCUGGUGGUCCUGCUGGGGGUCCCCGGGAACGCUGUGGUGGUCUGGGUGACGGGCUUCUGCAUGCCCCGUUCCGUCACCUCCCUCUGGUUCCUCAACCUGGCGCUGGCGGACCUCCUGUGCUGCCUCUCGCUGCCGCUGCUCAUGGUGCCUCUGGCCCACGACGACCACUGGCACUUCGGAUCCCUGGCCUGCACGUUGGUGAAAGGCCUGUUUUACCUGGUGAUGCACUGCAGCGUCCUGCAGCUGGUUCUGAUCAGCGUGGACCGCUGGAUGCUGGUCAGCAGGCCCGUGUGGUGUCAAAACAAAAGGCGUCCCAAACAGGCUGCUCUGGCCUGUGUGGCUGUGUGGGUUCUGGCGCUGAUCGGCAGCAUCCCCCAGUUUGUCUACACCAAGCAGAUCGAGGCGGGUGAGGAGAAGCGAGAGUGCGUCACGGUGUACUCUCAGCUCAGCGCCAGGCUCGUCAUCUCCUACCGCUUCCUGGUUGGAUUCCUGCUCCCCUUCCUGGUGAUCGUGGCCUGUCACCUGGUGGUUUACAGCCGGGCGGAGAGCGGGGUCUCUCGGAGUCGGACCCGGUCCAAGCGGACGCUGAGGGUCAUCGUUGUGGUGGUGCUGAGUUUCUUCCUGUGCUGGCUGCCGCUGCACAUCGUGGACUUCAUGGUGCUGUUGACCCUGCGUAACUCCCCUCAAAGUCCCAAGCUGUACCUGGCGCAGGUGUUAUCGCUGUGCCUGGCUUACUUCAACAGCUGCCUCAACCCGCUGCUCUACGUGUGUCUGGGUCGGGGGUUCAAAGACAGCAUGAACCGCUCGCUGCGCAACAUGCUGCACUUCAUCAGCGAGGAGCCGGCGUCCAGAGUGAGCAUCACCAACAACGACACCAAGAGCUCCUCAUAUGCAAAGGACACAACUAAAAUCUGAGGCUGUUCUCACUUAUUAGCUACUCUGAAGAAAAGUGUUAUAUACCCAUGACCAAGAGUAAGGGAGACUAGGGCGGUUGCAACCCUUUUGGAUUAUUCUAAAACAAUGUUUGGUCUAGAGUGACCACAUUUUGAUAUAUUAAAUGUACAGCUGUCUGCUAGUUAGCCAUACAAUCGUACCCUUACCCCACAUCGAUAUACUGUGUUUUUUGCUAUUCUGAUAAAAGUGUUUCUAUCCAACUGGGUACGGUUGCAACACCUUUGUAUUUUUGAGUUAUUUUCGUCUAGAGUAACCACAUUUUAAUAUAUUAAAGUUACAUCUGUCUGAUAGAUAGCCAUACAUGUUAAAGAUGAUUACAUAUGACAUUCACAACAAUUUAACAUAAAUAGUUUACGAUAUUUAUUUGAAUAGAAGAAGUCAGAUGUUUUGCGACUGACCCGAACCCUGCGAAAUCCCCCUCGGGCCCAAUCUUUACCUGAGCAGGUGUUAGCACUUCCUAUACAGUUAUUCCCAAGAUAUCAACAAAUGUUAUUGCAUCAAGUGUCUCAUACCAAACGAGGACUUAUAUUUUGAAAUGACUUACUUUGUACUCCAUAGAUAAUUUGACCAUUUAGUAAAGUAAAAUUGCAACACAAAAAGGCAUUACAUUUCACUAUUUAACUUCUGAUGUUCUGCCUUAAUGAGCAUACUAUUCUUAACAUAUCUACAAUCAUGUUAGUUUUAUUUUUCUGCCCUGCUCCCUGGAACACUUUUCUUGAAACAUACGCGUCCAAUGACCUCAGCUUGAGGAACAACAUGAAGUGAAAACCCAAACCAUGCAGUUUUCUCAGCUAAUUUUGGAGAAGGGUUUUUGCUGAUGCAGUUGAAUGAUGCAUUUAUACAUUGGCAUUGUCAAAAUUAGAAAUUAAGGAACAAUUUGGCAAUAUUUCCUGUGGACAUUCAGGUCAUGCAACAAAAACACUUCUGUUUUUCGCUCCAAUUGGAUGUCUUUUUAGCCAUUUCUAUUAAGAAUGUACAACCUGUUUGAUCUCUGGAUUACUUUUUGUGUGAUGUAAUUCAAGUUUAAUGUAAAUGUAUGUAAACCAUGUUUCAUAUAUAUUUGUAUAGUUCUUGGAGUCAUAUUGUCUAACAGUAGCCUGCAAUGACCACCAGAGAGAGCUACUCUCUAGAUAUCUGAUUUCCAGUGGCUUAGGGGUGCAUUAUACAUAUAUAUGUUCACAUUCAUGCAGAAAGACCGAUGUUUAAGUGUGUCAGACCCAAGAGACCAAAGAGAGAUGUUAGUGAUGUUUGUAAAUGGGCUGUACUUAUAUAUCUCUUUCUUUCUACGAGUCAUUCUCCCAUUCACACCUCAUUCAUACAGAGCAGCACCACUUGCUCCAGGGAAGCUAACAUCCACACACACUCACACACAAUUUAUCGUAAUUUAUGAUGUUUUACAUUCAACUUUCUGUACCAUUUCCGAAUAAAGAAAACAACAAAAUGUGUUAAGAUUAA